GACGGCAGCGAGAGCGGCAGUGAGAAAAGGAAUCACGCAAAAAGAAGAGAAAACAAUCAGAACAGCAACAGUUUACAUCUCCAGCAAUGACGCCAUAAACAACAACCGACUGUCCGAACCCGAGCCGCCACAAUGGCAUCCCAGGUCCCUGCCGGCGCCGAAGGCACGGUGGCCGGCGUCAUGAUCUACUGCUGCAUCGCCUUCAUCGCCAGCUCGCUCAUGAUAUGGCUGACGUGGAUACACCACGAAAGAACUAGCUACGUUGCCCUGCUCGCGUACUUUGUCACUCUGAGCAUCGUGGCAUCGCUCGUCCAGCAGACGCACGAUGUUCUGCUGUAUGAGAGCGUAGUGAGGGAGCAGUUUGAGAACAGAAAGCGACACCCGGGCAACCCCGAGAUCGCCAUCGCCAAUGGCUCUGUCGGCAUCAGCCUGGUCCUAUACUAUAUUCAAUACUACUGCUACAAUGUCGAAGCCAUGUGUGUCAUGUUCUGGGCUGCUCAUCUGGCGCAGACUGCGGCCGCGCGCAGGAAGUGGAGCAAGCUCCUCCGGCGCAUUGACAGCGGCGGCAAGAUCUUCACCGUGCUGUUUCCCCUGACCACCAUCCUGCUCCUCCGGAUCCCGCAGGUCCAGGCCAGCUUCGUCGUCUUCAUCCUGCUCGCAGACCUACCCCUGAUGCUCAGCCUCUUCUUCGGCUGCGCCCUCAUGCUCGUCAUCUUUGCGCGCUACGUGCGGUCCAAGCGCAAGUUCCUGCACUGGGCCCCAGACAACAGCUACCCGGCGGGCGGCGGCGGCGGGUCCUCGACGCUCGAGAGCGGGAUCGGCACGACGACGACGCAGACGCGGGACGGCCAGCCCCCGCGCAAGCAGGGCAUCUGGGACAGGUGGCUGAUGGUGCGCUUCACCAUCGCCUUCGCGGCGCUCGGCAUCUUCCAGGUCACAAACACGCUGUUCCAGAUCAUGGCCGUCACCAACGCGACGGCCGACCUGGGGGCGCAGGAGCCGGACCUGAGCGCGGGCAGGGCCGCGGGCGCCUGGAUCUUCUUCAUGCCGGGCGUCACGCCGGGCCUGUUCAUCUUUAUAAUCUUUGGCACCACGGCACCGCUGCGGACGUACAUGUGGGAGACGUUCGUCCCCGCCAGGUGGAGGGGGAACGGCGCCGAGGCGGAGGCGGAGGUGGAGACGGAGGUGGAGACGGAGGCGGCCGCGGCGGAAACGGCGGCAGCGGGGGCCAAGGGACGGGCGGCUGCGGCGGGGCCUGACGGCGACGAGGUUGAGCCUCCGCCGCCGCCCAAGGAAAUCGGGAGGCACGGGGUCGCAUCGGAGACGGAGAUGCAGGUCUACGAGCGGACUGGACGGCCGAAGCUUGCCGAGGGCGGGCGGCCGGACAGCGACGAGUGGCCCAUGCUGCCGAUCAUGAAGAAUGUUGAUCGUUGACACUUAGACUAGACCUCUUCAGCUUCAAUUUUAGCCCUAGCAUUAGAAUGUGGCCGUGGCUUCCUCCUGGUUGCGGUUAGUGAGAUAACAACGACAGCAUUUAUACUAUAUGAC
This is a messenger RNA of Gaeumannomyces tritici R3-111a-1, 1548 nucleotides long. RefSeq lists its product as hypothetical. Bases 133 to 1434 code for a protein of 433 amino acids. The record is from RefSeq and is a predicted model, not a curated record. Lineage: Eukaryota; Fungi; Ascomycota; Sordariomycetes; Magnaporthales; Magnaporthaceae. The transcript is spliced from 5 exons.